Molecule: messenger RNA, 1224 nt
Organism: Naegleria gruberi
Lineage: Eukaryota; Heterolobosea; Eutetramitea; Acrasida; Naegleriidae
Exons: 1
Coding region: 1-1224 (407 amino acids)
Molecular function (GO): protein binding
Source: RefSeq, a predicted model, not a curated record
AUGCAACUUGAUGAUCUUCCAGAUGAGAAUAUUUCUUUUAUUUUUCAAUAUUUAAAUACAAGUACCAUUCUACUGCAAUGUUCUCUGGUUUCUCAUCGAUGGUUAAUUAUCGCAUCGGAGGUAGAUCUUCAUGUUGUCAUUCAAAAUAAUUUCAGGAAGGCUAAUUGUUUUCUUUCUCUUCUAGAUGAUCAAAUGUUGCAGGUGAAGAGUUUGAGUUUGAGUAAAAAUCAUCUCAAUACAAAACACGUAGAAAUGAUAAUCUGUUCAAAAUAUUUGCAAAAUAUUUCUGAUUUGGAUUUGAGUUAUAAUAAUAUUGGAACUGAUUACUUGUGUAGGAGAAUGAUGAAAUGUUUGGGGAAUUUGAGAGCUUUGAAUUUGAGAUAUAGUGGAUUUGGUGGAAUUUUGAUUAAAUUGGAUGGGUUUUCGUCCAAUUCAACUCUUAGCAAUUUGACAAGUUUGGAUUUGAGUUAUGAGAGAGUUGAGGAGCAUGGUGCAGAAUAUAUUUCGAAUAAUUUAAAAAAGUUACAGAUAUUAAAGUUGAGAGGAUGCUUUAUUCAAGAUGUGGGUGUUAAGCAUAUUUGCAAUUUGGAACAAUUGACCUCUUUGGAUUUGAGUUUUAAUAACAUUGGAAGGGAAGGUUGUGCCUUUAUCAGUAAUGGUAAAUUAAUGAAAAAUUUGAAAACAUUAGAUAUCAGUAACAACUUUUUAUUUAGUCAUUUGGCACUGCCUUUGUUAUUCUCUGGUGAAAAUGGUAAAAAUUUGACAAGUUUGAAUAUGAGUGGUCUUUACAUAAGUAUGGGUAAUGAACUUGUCAGUUUGAACAAUUUAAGAGAAUUGAAUUUAUCAAAGUGUAAAUCAAUGGGAUGUUUAAACCGUUUAAACUCGUGUGAUUUACUUUCGAAAUUGACCAUUUUGAAUAUUGAUUGUAACAUGAUUGGAAAUGUAAACUUGAACAAACUUCAAAAAUGUAAAAAUCUGAAAGAAUUGAAUAUUUCAAGAAAUAACAUUACAUGCUCUGGUGCCUAUGAAUUAAGUCAAUUUGAUCUACCUAAUUUAACCACUCUCAUACUAGAUGGAAAUGAUAUCCAAUAUUAUGGAAUCCUUUCAAUAUUGAAUAGCAAGACACUUCCAAAUCCUAAACAACUUCUUUCCAAAAACAAAUCAGCUGUAAUUCAAGGAUUGUUAGCCACCGUCAUGAAAACAUCCCUUGUUGAAGAUCAAUAG